Hyla sarda is the source of this 7157-nucleotide messenger RNA. RefSeq names its product zinc finger protein 646-like. Gene Ontology annotation, molecular function: RNA polymerase II transcription regulatory region sequence-specific DNA binding; DNA-binding transcription factor activity, RNA polymerase II-specific. Gene Ontology annotation, biological process: regulation of transcription by RNA polymerase II. The coding region runs from base 422 to 6529 and encodes 2035 amino acids. NCBI's taxonomy places the organism in Eukaryota, Metazoa, Chordata, Amphibia, Anura, Hylidae. The transcript has 2 exons. The record is from RefSeq and is a predicted model, not a curated record. Gene Ontology annotation, cellular component: nucleus.
GUGCACACUUCCUGUUUCCUAGCAACAAAAGGAAGUGUUUGUUGUGAAGGGAGAUGAUAUAAAUGAUCUGGGGCUGAUUCCUCGGGCUGUGCCCCUCACCCGCAGGCCCCGGGCGUCUCAUACAGGGAGAGGAGCGGGGCCCCCGGAUGUCAUAAGGGCCCCACAAACCGGCCGCGUCCUACAAGCUUACACACUCACUGGCCCCUCACAUACAGGCACUGGGGCCCCACACAUCCCCGGAGCCGGCACCGCUGUAACCGGACCCAUGGAUGAAGAUUUAGGAAGUGCCAGUGACCAGACUCUGCCUGGACAUGAAAGAUAUGCCUUUGCCUUGAGACGACACCACAGUUCGACGUGAUCUCUUGAAAAUGUAGCUUGAGCCUGCUGAUCCCUUGCUUUGGAAGACCUUAUACAUUCCAGAAUGAACAUGGAUGAUGGGAAUGACCAAAGCUAUGGUUCCUCAAACCAGAAUCUGAACUAUGACCAGAGUCAUAUGUCUUUCUCGCAUUCGACAGAGUUAGAAAGUCACCAGGAAAGCCACAAGGAAGAAAGACCAUAUAAAUGUAAUUUGUGUGAUAAGAGUUACCGGCAUGCCGGCAGCUUAGUCAACCAUAAGAAGACUCAUCAAAUUGGACUCUACACCUGUCUGAUCUGUCAGAAAGAGUACUCUAACCCCAUGGGCUUGAAAAGUCACUUGCGCAUUCACUCCGAGGAGAAACGCUUUAAGUGUGAACAGUGCGGAGAAGCUUUUCGGAUGUCACAGCAGCUAUACAAUCAUCGCAAGUCUUUACAUGGAUAUUAUUCUACAACCAAUGGUGAAAAAAUUACAAGAAACUCAAAGUUUGAAGUGCAAUCCCCAGUAUUAGUGGAAAGCAGUAAUUUAAUGAGUAACUUGGAGAAUUAUAUUGCUGAAUCCAUGUUGCCCGUGGACUUCCCUCAGAUUGUCUCAAAAUACUACCCAGAUGAAAAGGCAGAAGAUGAGGACCCCACAAAAGAGGAUGUUGAAGGACAUGAAACAUUUAAAGAUGAGAAAGAUCAGACAAAUGACAGUAACAUUGAGGAGUAUCGCUACAAGUGUACUCAGUGCGGGAAAGCUUAUAAACAUGCGGGAAGCCUAGCCAACCACAGACAGAGUCAUAUGGUUGGCAUAUACCAGUGUGCCGUCUGUUACAAGGAAUUCUCUAACCUUAUGGCAAUGAAAAACCAUUGUCGUCUCCAUUCAGACUCUAGAGCACGACGCAGUUGUAAAUCACCUCGAUCCUCUGGAAGGAGUUCUGGUGUCCAUAGACCUGAACAACAGCAGUUUUCUGAAGAUAGAUCUGAUCUACCACAGAUAAAAGUGUUACAGUCAAUGGAGAAGGAACUCGAUUCCCCUAGUUUACCUGAAUUAUCAAAGACUAUCAAAUCUGAAGAUGAUGAUGAAGCCGUCCUUAUACCUCACACCCAUCAACAAGACGAGCAUGCCUCUUCAAUAAGUCCUCCUACCAAGCCUAACAAUAUUUUGACUGAUAAUCCAUUUAGUUCAGAUUCAGUGGUUGAGAAUAUAAUGGAAGAUGAAGCAAAGGAAAAGGCAAAUGACUUUUUAGCUGAACAACCAGAAUAUGAUGAUUCACAUGAAGACGAAACAAAGUCUGGAGAUAGACCUUAUAAGUGUCAGGAGUGUGGAAAGACCUACAGGCAUGCAGGGAGCCUUAUAAAUCACAAAAAAACUCACCAAACAGGUGUGUACAGUUGUUCCUUGUGUUCAAAACAAAUGUUCAAUAUGGCUGCCUUAAAAAACCAUGUUCGUGCUCAUUUCAAAUGUAAAGCAGGGAAGAGGCUGGGAGAAAGCUACUUCUCUUCUCUUGGCCUGUCUGAUGAACUCUAUCAAAACCAAGAAGACUCUUAUCAAUAUGGAGUUGGUGAUAAGGUUUCUUAUAAUGAAAGUGACUUUCUACAACAUCAGUUACUUCACCAGAAGCAAGAAAUACAAGAAAUGUCUAAUGAUAAACUAGUUGAGAAUGUUCCUGAGGCUGGCACAUGGCAAGAGACUCCUCAAGGUGGUAGUGAUGACUCUGCUUAUUCCAGUGGUCCUGGUUUUCCAGAUGUCAAGAUAGAAAUGGACAACCUAGCCCUUCAGCAGUGGAAUCAAGAUGAUUCCUUAGCAACCCCACAUAAAGUUAAGCUUGAAAAUGGAGAUGAUGAUGUCCAAAAUGCUGAAACAACUAGUUUUGAGCAAUCUUGUCCUGAACCAGUUGCUUGCCAAGAUCCUGAAUCUACUGAAAUGGAAGAACACCAACAAGUAACAGAUGAUCGGCCACAUAAGUGUGACCUCUGCGGCAGAACGUAUAGGCACAAAAGUAGCUUAAUUAAUCAUAAGCUAACUCACAAGACUGGAGUGUACCAGUGCUCGCUCUGUCCAAAGCAAUACUCUAAUUUAAUGGCCCUAAGAAAUCAUGUCCGUUUCCACAGUAGAUCAUAUGCAGGAAGGAGAGGUAUAGCAUCUAGACGAAGUCGACAGUUUUUUCGGAACAAGCCUCGAUUUUUGCAAAACCGGAACAGCCACUCCCUGGCUGACACUACAAAGUUAAGUAAUGAAAUACCCCAUGAAACAACCACCAGUAAUGGAGGUGUUGAACGUUUGGAUGAGUCCCAAAAUUGUUGCACGUGUGGAAAGUCAUUUGACUGUUCAGAGCAUUUUCAAACACACAGAAUGAGCUGUCCAAGCGCAAUAACAGUAUCUCCUGCAAAUACACUCACAAAUGUUCAGUGUGAAAUUUCUAUAUCAACAAGUACAGAAAAAGAUCUUUCCAAAGUAAAGGAACCUGUAGAACCACAAGAGAAGGUUGUAGAAAGCUCCGAAAACUACGGAAAGAGAGUGUAUGAAUGUGACCUUUGCAACAAGUCAUAUAGACAUUCGGGAAGCCUAAUCAAUCACAAAAGAACACACCAAACCGGUGACUACAUGUGCCCUUAUUGCUCCAAACAUGUUCUUAACAUGGCUGCCUUAAAAAAUCAUAUUCGAAUUCACCACAAAGCUAAGAAAGGACAACAGGGAGAAUUGCAUGUUGAUCAUGCUCUUCUUUAUUCAGAUGUUUCUUAUCCACCUGCUGGUAAAGGCCUAUACAGUUGUGUCAGCUGUGAAGAAAUGUUUCAGACUGAAAGUGAUUUGGUGGCACACCAAAUGUUGCAUAUUUCCUUGGAGGGAAAUCAGUGGGAUUACGAGGGCCCCAGAACCAGCUCACCAGAAAUGAAUAAAGAAACAUUGUUUAGAGGUAUUGGGGACUCUGACUGGGACCAUUCCAAUAACCGGGAUUACCAAGAUGACCAUAAACACCUUAACUCGGAAGAUGAAGAAAAACCCUCUGAAUACACAUGUGUAGAAUGUGGGGAAGUGUAUGACCAUUUAGAUGAUUUAACUGACCAUAAGCGUAGCCAUCAGGCGGGUAUAUACCAGUGCUCAUUUUGCCCCAAAGAAUACCCAAACCUUCUUGCUCUGAGAAGUCAUUUUGAGACCCACACAAAGCCUCAAACUCUCAGGAAUACAAGCUUAGAUGGCUCUGAAGGGAAGGGAUUUGUGGACAACACUCUCCUGGUGGAUAACCAUUAUGACUGUGGUCAUUGCGGCCUGAUUUUUUCUAAUGAAGGUGACUUCCAUCAACAUCAGGUGGCACACGAGAAACAGGUAAUAGAUGAAUCCCUUCCAGGACUUCAUAGUGAAGAACAAGUGCCAGAAUUCUUCUCAAUGCAUUCCUCAGAAAAAGAACUAUUAAGUAGAAUAAAAAGUGAGAUAGAGGAAACGGAGCACAGUGAAGCCAAUGAUGGCGGUUCCCUACUCUCCCACAUCUGUGGGUUCUGUGGCAAAACCUAUGAUGAUCUAGAAAGCUUGCAGGUUCACAGCUUUAGUCACAGUAAUGAAGAAGCUUCUGCAGAUGAAAACCUCCAUCAUGAAACAGAUCUAGAGGAGAAUCCUCAACAGCAUAGUUCAAUAUUAAAGCAAGGUGAAGGUUCUGGAUCAACCGGUAAAAAUGAAGGAAGUCCAGAGAGCCGGCCUUAUACGUGCAAGCAAUGUGGUAAGACGUAUCGUCAUGGUGGAAGUUUGGUAAAUCAUAAAAAGACUCACUUGGUUGGCAACUUCCAGUGUGUUGCUUGUUCUAGACGUUAUCAUAACCUGGCAGCCUAUAGAACCCACUUCAGACAUCACCCAAAGUGUAGGCAGCCAGCAGCUUUCAACAAUCAGCAUGAGCGACUAGCUUUACAAGACAGUAUAUACCCUAGUGGAGAUGAGAAACCAUUGACUUUUUCUAUAUCUUCCAGUGACCCUGUGCCUCAUGGCUCUGAUGGUCAACCCGAUGACUUUAACAAAAUUGAAGAUUUCACAUCUAAAGAAGCUUGUCUCACUUCUCAAUAUUACAGCCAAAUGACGAAGAAUAAAAAUUCAAGGAGAAGGUUUUCUAGACAAAUUGGCAGGGUUCGCAAAGUCCAGACAAGCAAACCGACUUCUUUAGGUUCUAAGAGUUGUGCUCUUGAUAUAUCUGAUGUGGAAGUUAAAAAGGUUCAGGUCUGUGAGUUCUGUGGUAAGACGUUUGGGGUAAAAGAACUAGCACUUCAUCUUUCUGGUCAUUGUGGCGGUCACUCAGCUAAGGUUAGUGGCACCCUAAUUGAACGUAAAGAAGAGGUUCAGAAUAUUCCAAUCUUGCCUGACUCCGCUUUGUCACAAAAUGAACGAGAGACUGGAUUUUAUUGGCGCCCUUUUCGUUGUGAAGUGUGUGGCAGGUCCUAUAGGCAUGCAGGGAGUCUUAUUAACCAUAAACAGACUCAUAAGACUGGAAUAUUUCGCUGUUCAAUCUGCCAGAAACGUUUCUUCAAUCUAAUGGCGAUGAAGAAUCACAACCGCAUCCAUUUUGAGCUGAAGAGGCACAAGUGCCUAGAUUGCGGUAAAGCUUUCCGGCUGCGGAAACAACUAGAUACUCACCAAAGAAUACACCGGCAAAGGACCUCAGCCAGAAAGCUAGGAAGGCGCAACCGUAAAAGUAGAUACAGAAGAUUUGCUCAAGGGCGUCAUCAAAAGUCACUAAUGCAAGUGUCAAGUGAUGGUUCUUCUUUAGAUGAUAAAAGCUCUGAUUGUCGAGUAAAAAAGGAAAAGGAUCCAGAUGCUCGUCCAUACCAGUGUGAGGAGUGUGGAAGAUCCUACAGACAUGCUGGAAGCCUGUUUAAUCAUAAGAAAAGCCACAAAACGGGUCAGUACCAUUGUUCAAUCUGUGACAAAACCUAUUCCAAUCUAAUGGCCCUAAAGAACCAUCAGCGCACCCACUAUGAAGCCAAAAGACAUUCUUGUUCUCAGUGCGGCAAGACCUUUAAGUGGAAGAGACAACUUUUGAGGCACCAACUUGUUCAUGUUCAAGAAGGGUCCCAGCUUGACUCUCAAGUACCCUUCAGAAUGGAGGAAGUAAAGAUCAUAGACGGUCACCAACAGGGGAACUCCACUGUUGCUCGUGAAGCAUCCAUCACUAAUAAGGAGGAUAUCUCCAGUGGUGCAAAUAUGAUCAUCCGUGACAGUAGUGAAUCUACUUCCCAGCCCCAACCUGUAUGUGUAACUUGUGGAAUAUCAUUUACAAAUUAUGAGGAGUUGGCGCACCAUGCAUGCAGAAGAAACAGCAUAGAUACAUUGGCCUCAGAGGGCACUGGCACAGGAGAGUCUACACAGUUUGAACACAAAGAUGAUCGACCCCAUCGAUGUGACAUAUGCAACCGUACUUAUCGCCAUGCUAGCAGUUUGCACACUCACAAGAGCACACACAAACGAGGAAAUUACAAGUGCUCUAUUUGUCACAAAGAGUUUCUCAACCCCAUCUCAAUGAAGGCCCAUCUGCGUACUCACAAAGUUCAAAAGCGCUUUCAGUGUGGGGAUUGCGGGCAAACCUUUCGGUCUUCCCAGCAGCUGAUAAGUCACAAAACAGUCCACACUGGAGAUAAACCCUUACUCUGUACAAUCUGUAACCGAGGGUUCAGCUGUCAAGUAACCCUUAGACAUCACCAACGGACUCAUAAACCAUUGUCUUCUCCUGCUCGGUCUUCCUCAAUAGUUUUACCAUCACAGACUCCAAACAGUGGAAAAAUUGCAUCCCAAUCCGGUGAGAAGUUUCACAAAGACCAAGCGGGCCAAGGUGAUCGUAAAUACAAAUGCAAGCAAUGCAGCCGUUCUUACCUCCAUGCUGCCAGCUUGUUUAACCACCAGAAAACUCAUAACAUCGGGGUCUACAAGUGCCCAAACUGCUUCAAGGUAUACUCCAACCUACUCGCCUUUAAGAAUCACCUCCGCAUCCACAGAUACAGCUGCAAGGAGUGUGGAAAAGCCUUCCGUAACUCUACUGACUUGGCAACACAUUCAAAGAUCCACGAAGAAGGAUCCUUCACUUGUUCUCUCUGCGAUAAACAUUUUCUUUGCCGUUCCAGUCUCAAACGACAUCAGCAGAUCCACAGUAACCAGGCCAGCGAUAUCUUAGACCCUCAGCCCGUGUCUCAUAAUUUUAUGGUUGAAGUAACAUGACUGUUGUGAUGGUGCUCGCAGUCACCACGUGUAGCAUGAAGCCUACACACCAAAUAAUGACAAGACUUUUAUGGAUUCCAAUUUUUUAAAAUUAUUCUAGCAACCUCAGCAGUGUGCCAUUAACCCUCCACGAGCCUGUCCAGAUGUAGAUAAUAACUUAAUUAUGGGCAGGCCUACAGAACUGACAUGGUACAGGCUCCUAUUCUGUUACGUUGCCUUUUUAUUUUUCACACACAGGACGAAGAGGGGUUACUUUUCCCUUUUACAAAUGCACUUCUGUUGGAAUAUAAUGGUGCUUUAAUCAAACUCUUGACACCGGGGUGUCUAUUACAGCAACGUGAUGUUGCAGCUAGCCCUGUAGCUAGAUUAUCUGUUUUACUUCCUCCGCACCAUUCCAGGGGAGGAGAUUAGGAAUGGAUAGGACUGAGGUAUGUUCUAAGCAAUUUGGGGUGGGCUACAUGUUGGGGCUCGAAACGGGUUUACACAUCUGCCAAGCUGUUAUCUUCCCUCGAAGCCCAGCACUGUCUAGCAGAUGGGCCUUAUUAAUUUAUAUUGUACAGGGUUCCUUGAACCUGCACGCGGACCGUGUUGAAUGGGGAAUAUACAGAUAAAAUAAUUUAGAAAUGUU